Messenger RNA from Emys orbicularis (European pond turtle), 1633 nucleotides. RefSeq names its product short chain dehydrogenase/reductase family 42E, member 1 (gene SDR42E1). The record is from RefSeq and is a predicted model, not a curated record. Gene Ontology annotation, molecular function: 3-beta-hydroxy-Delta5-steroid dehydrogenase (NAD+) activity. Gene Ontology annotation, biological process: steroid biosynthetic process. The coding region runs from base 5 to 1180 and encodes 391 amino acids. NCBI's taxonomy places the organism in Eukaryota, Metazoa, Chordata, Testudines, Emydidae. The transcript has 2 exons.
AAGGAUGCACUUAGAAAAUGUGACCAAGGAAACGGUCCUUAUUACAGGAGGAGGUGGUUACUUUGGUUUCCGUUUAGGUUGUGCCCUAUACAAAAAGGGAGUUGAUGUGAUUCUCUUUGAUGUCCUGAAGCCGGUCCAAGCUGUGCCAGAGGGAGUGAAGUUCAUACAGGGGGAUGUCUGCUGUCUCUCUGAAGUGGAAAAAGCUCUCAGAGAUGUAAUCUGUGUAUUCCAUAUUGCUUCCUAUGGAAUGUCUGGCAGGGAGCAGCUGAACCGAAAACUUAUAGAAGACGUUAAUGUGAGAGGAACAGAAAAUAUCAUCCAGGCUUGCAGGAAAGCAGGAGUGCCAAGUCUGGUUUAUACAAGUACAUACAAUGUAGUCUUUGGGGGCCAAGUUAUAGAAAAUGGGGAUGAAUCUCUGCCUUAUCUACCACUUCACCUUCAUCCUGAUCACUACUCCUGGACCAAGUCUUUAGCUGAGAUGAAAGUGCUGCAGGCAAAUGACACUGAGCUUGGAGAAGGGAAAGGUGUGUUAAGGACCUGUGCUCUCCGACCAGCAGGCAUCUAUGGGCCCGGAGAGCAAAGGCAUCUUCCAAGAAUAGUUAGCUACGUUGAAAGGGGAUUGUUUAAAUUUGUAUAUGGAGACCCUCUGAGUUUAGUAGAAUUUGUCCAUGUAGAUAAUCUAGUUCAGGCUCAUAUCCUUGCUUCAGAGGCACUCAAAGCCGCCAAACGGCACAUAGCUGCUGGCCAAGCUUACUUCAUUUCAGAUGGCAGGCCAAUAAACAACUUUGAAUUUUUCCGACCUUUAGUUGAAGGCUUGGGUUACCAAUUCCCAACCAUUCGUCUUCCUCUCUCCUUUGUAUAUUUUUCUGCAUUCCUAACUGAAAUAGUCCAUUUUCUUGUAGGCCGUCUUUAUAAUUUUCAGCCUCUUCUCACUCGCACCGAGGUUUACAAAACGGGCGUCACACAUUAUUUCAGCAUGGAAAAGGCCAGGAAGGAGCUAGGGUACAAACCUGAGCAGUUUAGUCUGACCGAAGUAGUUGAGUGGUUUAAAUCCCAGGGACACGGAAGAAAGCUCAGAAUCUAUACUAUAAAACAUCUGAUUAGGGAUGGAGGGUUGAUCUUGCUGUUGGCCGCCGUGGUGCUCUCAUGGCUUCCAGCAGCAGUAACACUCUCUGUUUGAAAGAUGUUGAACAUUGAGCUUGGGCUCUUUUUAUAGGGUGAUAAAAUAUACAAAGAAAAUUAAAAUAAAAUUAGAUCUCACUGUGUUCUCUUAAAAAAGUGCAUACAUUAUCAGUGAUGAAAAUAACUUUGCCAGUUUCAAAUGUUUUGUCAUUCCAGAACAAUGUAAUAAUACAUACCAGAAUAUUUUAGCAUUGGUAGGAAAUACAUUUGUUUUAUGUCUGCUGAAGGGACUAUUGAGUUGAAAUGGAUUAACAGUAUUGAUGUGUUUGUUAUGACAAAAUUAUGUGUAUAUAUUUAUAAUAUAAUCCACUGUACAUUAAAGUGAGGCUGUACAUUGAAAUAAUGGCAUUGCAGGUUUCCACAUAACUCUCAGUGCUUCCAUAUCAAAUGAGAGGUUUUCUUUUUAACUGAGCCUCUUACAUUCUCAACCGUCACGCUGAAUGUUAAGCUU